AAGGCGGGGCGGGCGCGGCGCGGGCGCAGCAGCGGCGGAGCUGUCCCAUGCACUGCAGCAGAAUGAUACAGAUCUUGGACCCGAGACCUUUGCCAAGCUCCAUUAUGCCUGUGGACAUGGCCAUGAGAAUUUGCUUAGCACAUUCUCCACCGCUGAAGAGUUUUCUCGGCCCCCUUGAGGACUGUCAAAGAAAUAACUUUGUGAACAGAUUCAAACCUCUCAGACCAUGUCUUCACGUGAAACGUGACUCUGAAGCUCAGAAUAGUGACUGGAACCACUCAGCAGCCCGAGUCAAGAAGCGAGUUGUGUUUGCAGACUCAAAAGGGCUGUCCCUGACAGCAAUACACACCUUCUCCGAGUCCCAGGAGCAGUCUGGGUGGGAUCUUCAGUUUGACCUCUUAGGCCUUGAAAACAUAACAUCUGGCUUAAAGUUACAUGAGGAGAAAAGCUUGAUUCUGGGUUUCCCUCGGCCCUCAGCUGACUACCUGGAUUUCAGGAACCGCCUGCAGAAGAACUUGGUCAGCCUGGAGAACUGCACCCUGCAAGAAAAGGUGCUGUCAGGCACUGUGAAAGUAAAAAAUGUGAGUUUUGAAAAAAAGGUUCAGGUUCGAAUUACCUUUGAUACAUGGAAGACCUACACAGAUGUUGAGUGUGCAUACAUGAACAAUGUUUACAAUGAUUUUGAAAAUGAUACCUUCUCAUUUACCAUUGACUUGCCUCCUGCCAUUCCCUCUGAAGAGAAGAUAGAGUUUUGCAUUUCUUACCAAAGUGGAGAACAUACCUUCUGGGAUAAUAACGAAGGUCAAAAUUACAAGAUUCUCCAUGCAGAGUGGAAGCCUGAUGGUGUUCAGAUACCAUCUGCCAAGAAAGACUGUGUAGAUCUUCAGACUUCAAGGAGAGGACAAGAGAGAGAGCCUGAUCAACUAGGCAGUCCAAGGCUGUCCAGUGGUUUCUUUCCGCAGUGGCAGAGCUUGGGUCGUAUUGAAAAUUGCUCACCAUAUUGGUGAUCAGUACUAGCAAGGAAGCAUUUUUCCAUUUGACAACAGAACAGUGUUAGUUAUCUAGUUCACAGACUACGUGAUGAAACCACCUGCCAGGUUUUGUUGGCUGUCUCAACAAAUCCAAAUUCAUUAGUCUGUGGGACUUGUUAAAUCAUAUUAUGCUACUGAAGUUCUUAGCUAAAACUUAUCCCGGGAAAGAGAGAAGACGAAGAUAAAACCUGUGUCUGUACCACCUACUAUAGAACUAGCAUGCCUGCAUUUUAAGUGUAUGCUUCUUGCUUCCUGCUGUAGACUCUCCUGAGUCACUAGGUGAGAGACUCUUGUGAGGCAGUAUGGAAGGUGAUGGUACCUCAGCAAGAUGUAGCAACUGUGUGUGACAGUGUGUGUGUGCAUAGGGAUGUUACAUGAAUGGAACAUCUCGACUCUUUUUGCACCGGUUAGGAGUGCAGUAGAGAUGAGGUGAUGCCGUGAGGAUGGAGGCUUGCUAUGACCCUCUGUGUGCUUGUAGCAAAGAUGGGUAGGAAUACAUAGCUAGGAUCUGUGGCUUCAAUACAGGUUAAGUAACUUGGAGAGGAUAAUGAAAAUGUUGCAGAAGGGGAAGAGGUAGGAUGUGCUAUGUAACUUGGAGAUGCACAGUGUUCUAAUUUUUUCUUUCCAUAGCUGGUGUUCUACAUCCCAGAGGAAGUUAUAUGGCAUAAAAAGGAGAAUACAGAAAACGAUGCGAAGUGACUGCUGCUUUGGGAAGAUGUCUCUGUCUGUGUUGGCUUUGUGAAUAAUAUGUGUCUUGCAUUUGAGAACAAGUCUAACGUUGACUUCUUCACUUCCUACUCACUUAGCAGGCAGAUGGUUACCUUCUAAUGUUGAAAGAAAAGCACGCCUGUCACAAUUUUUUUUUUUAAAAAACCACCCUACAUGCCAAAAAUAGGGUUAGGUGACAAAGCAGACCAAGUGAUUUGUAACCUUCCUAGUCUGUAGCAACAUCAGAUGAUUUGACUCACCACCUUAUCCAAUCUCAAAGUAUCUGAUGGUUGAGUAUCCUGCUCCCUAUUGCAAAGUUAGCGAUGACUUUUCACAAGUGUGUAACAUAGGCAGGGUCCUUCAUAUUGAAGACAGUGGAUUAGCUGCACUUUGUGAAAGCUGAUUUCUUUAAAAGAGAAGGGUUGCUACUAGUUUUUUCUAGACUGAAUAUAGGUUUACACAUAAAUAGAAAAAACUGCUCUGUUUUAUCGUACCUCAUUUUUGAAGACUUUUUUAGACAACUAAUGUAUAUUUUGUAUAUGUAUACUUAUAAUGGAGCUUUCUGAGCUGUCAAACUGUAAAAGUGAUCUUUAUUUCAUGCAAGACUUGUGAGAAAUUGUCCAAUACAUACUCAGCAGGUGUGAAUACAGACAUACCUUUUAGCUGUACAGAAAUGGUGUUAACAUCAAGAUAUAAAUCCCAUUUUUGCCCAUUGCUAAGAAGUAUCACAUAUUGAGUCUGAAGCUACUUGCAAUGCAGUUAGACAACAAAUACUAAGGUGAAAUAAGUCUGCUCCACUAAUUGCACUUAUUCCCAACUUAGCCCUUGCUGUUAUGUGUAAACUAGCCAUUUUAAGAAUAAAUUGUAUUUUGAUACA
Molecule: messenger RNA, 2616 nt
Organism: Apus apus (common swift)
Lineage: Eukaryota; Metazoa; Chordata; Aves; Apodiformes; Apodidae
Gene: PPP1R3C
Product: protein phosphatase 1 regulatory subunit 3C
Exons: 2
Coding region: 48-1007 (319 amino acids)
Biological process (GO): regulation of glycogen biosynthetic process
Cellular component (GO): protein phosphatase type 1 complex
Molecular function (GO): protein phosphatase 1 binding; glycogen binding
Source: RefSeq, a predicted model, not a curated record